Cuscuta campestris is the source of this 1677-nucleotide messenger RNA. Lineage: Eukaryota; Viridiplantae; Streptophyta; Magnoliopsida; Solanales; Convolvulaceae. The record is from the annotation of a GenBank genome assembly.
AAGUUAAGCAUAUUCAAUAAUUUUAUACGGCAAUAAAAAUCGACAUGGAACUCAUUAUAAAAGGAUAUCAAUCCUUGUUGAAUUACAAAAGCAUGAGAGAAAAACUCAAUAUUUAAUUCAACUGCUUUCAAAGUUUUCCGAUUAUUAUUCGUAUUGAUUUUUCAAAUUGUUUUUGGGUUUCUUUUUUGCAGUUUUUCUUUUUCUGAAUUUUUUCAACUAUUUACCAUUCUUCAAAAGAGUCGCGUACAGUGGGAAAGAUUAGGGAGGAAGAGAAAGAGUGGAAGGAAGGUGAGGAGUGUUAGACUAUCGAGAGAAAGAGGAGUCUGAAAUUGGGGUUUGCUUGAUGGGGGAUGAGAAAUCGGGGAUGGUGGGUAUGAUGGGGAACGCCAGUAGAGAAAGAGAUCGGGAGCUACUCAUCCCCGUCGCUUCCUCCGCCGCCGUUGACGACCGUGAUUCCAAGCCUUCGUCGUCAUCCGCCUCUGCUCACCACCUCCAUGCCGGCCGCGAGACAUUCUACAAAGUUUUUAGGAGCUGGGCUUCAAAGAAAUUCAUGACUGGAUGUGUCAUCCUAUUUCCCAUAGCAGUCACGUUUUAUAUAACAUGGUGGUUCAUUCACUUUGUCGAUGGAUUUUUCUCCCCCAUCUAUGUGCAACUUGGGAUCAAUAUAUUUGGUCUGGGGUUUGUUACUUCAAUCACUUUCAUUUUCUUGGUUGGAGUAUUCAUGUCAUCCUGGUUAGGGACUUCUGUUUUAAGUCUUGGUGAAUGGUUCAUCAAAAGAAUGCCAUUCGUUCGUCAUAUCUAUAAUGCAUCAAAGCAAAUUAGUUCUGCCAUAUCUCCAGAUCAGAACACUCAGGCUUUCAAGGAAGUUGCUAUCAUAAGGCAUCCACGUAUCGGUGAAUAUGCAUUUGGGUUCAUUACUUCAUCUGUAGUUCUACAGAAUUAUUCAGGAGAUGAGGAGCUAUGCUGCGUGUAUGUUCCAACAAAUCAUCUCUAUAUUGGUGAUAUGUUCCUUGUGAAUGCAAAAGAUGUUAUAAGGCCAAAUUUGUCAGUCCGUGAAGGAAUCGAGAUUGUUGUAUCAGGUGGCAUGUCGAUGCCUCAGAUUCUAUCAACUUUGGACCCAACAAUUAUUCGGAGUUGAUAGCGAUGUUUAAACCUGACAUUGGAUAUGUUAGACGUAGCCUGGCGGCCUUAAAAUUCCAUCACCAAAUUCCAGAACUGCAGAACGGAUUGCGAGCGUGGGUACAAUGAAUUAGACAAGUUAAUCUUCUUUAUUUUGUGUUUUUUUAAGGUUUAGAUUGAGAGUGCUUUUGUAGCAAAACAAUGACCAGUGUACACUGUAGAGAAGUAGAGGGGCUUGUGUGGAAAUAUAGUUUUUUUGAUUAAAUUAGUACUUGCAAUUUCAUUUAUAGGUGGUUUGGGUUUUAUGAUAACUUCUAAAGUCACCCCCCCUCUUGGUUGCUUGGGGAUUUCUUCUUCUGUCAACUUUUUUACUCUGUAAAUGGAAGGGUGGGACUGUUCUCUGGCAAUUUCAUUUAAGUUAGUGGUUAUUUGUUUUCUUCUAAGUUGUAAGCACAAUUAGACUCUAGAUUAGUGAUGUGUGUAACCUCUCGUUACUAUUUUCAGUUUCAAGUUUCUUGGCAUUGUUAGUAUGGUUGUUAAUUAAGAGAGUAGUUCAUG